Ictalurus punctatus (channel catfish) is the source of this 529-nucleotide messenger RNA. RefSeq names its product hydrocephalus-inducing protein homolog. Gene Ontology annotation, biological process: axonemal central apparatus assembly; cilium movement. The transcript has 4 exons. The record is from RefSeq and is a predicted model, not a curated record. Gene Ontology annotation, cellular component: axoneme. Lineage: Eukaryota; Metazoa; Chordata; Actinopteri; Siluriformes; Ictaluridae. Bases 80 to 529 code for a protein of 149 amino acids.
GAAGGUCCACUUCCAUCUUACCAACCGUGGCAAAAUACCCUGUAAACUUAGUUUACAGGUGAAAACUGUCCUCAAUAAGAUGUCCAUGCGUAGCUCUGAGGUUUUUGAACUGAGCCCUACUCGGAUGAGUAUCCCCAGUCACUCACAUGCCUUUGCUACAAUUACCUUCACUCCCCAGAACAUGCGGACCUACCUUAGAGUGUUUGAAUCCUCUCUAGAAUGGGCAGCCAGGAGCAAGGUGCUGGUGUUUGAUUUGCUGGUAGAGGGUAAUUUGCCCUGCAUAACUAUUCUAAAACCAAUCCAGAGGAUUGAACAUGGACAGCCAGUCCUGCAGUUCAAGCGGCUGCUGGUAGACAAGAGACAUAUCCUAGCUCUGGUCAUCAAUAACAUUAGCAAUGUACCUGCGCAGGUUAGCAUUGAUCUGCUUGACAAGAUGGGAGUCUUUGCUUUAAGGGCAGCUCCUGACACCUUAUGCAACCACAUCUCCUCUUCACACAUUGCAAGUGAGCCUGGAACAGGCCAGUAUUGA